AUGGCUAUUCGUGCUGAAGAGCGGUACAAAAGCAUUCGGGCUCCUCACAAGAUCAAGGGCGGUGUAUCCGGUUGCGGAUACAAUAUAUUUGUUGGCGGCAACGGCGGUGCGAAACCCCGGCACGCAGAACUUCUGGCCAAAGAUGUGCCGCCAGAGGAGGUUAUUCCAAUCCUUGACCGCUACCUCAUCUUCUACAUUCGGACAGCCGACCGACUGCAGCGGACAGCUCGGUGGCUUGAAAGUCUGCCGGGAGGUAUCACCUACCUGAAAGAGGUCGUUCUUGAAGACAAGCUGGGGAUCUGUGCCGACAUGGAGAAGCAGAUGCAGGAGCUUGUCGACAGCUAUUUCUGCGAGUGGACCGAGAUUCUUGCGGAUCCAGUCAGACAGCGCGUGUUCCGCCAAUUCGACAACACGGAUGAAGAUGUAGAGACGGUCGAGGUCGUCGUUGAGCGAGAGCAAACCAGACCAACCUACUGGUCUCAAGAGUCGGCGUCUGAGGAUUUUCGCAGUCAUCACUGGUCGCAGCUUGCCUGGGAGCCGCUCCUCGAGACGAAGCACUUUGAUGCAGACGGACGCUCAUCGGCGCAGAUCAAGCGGGGAGACACGCAGCUUGCGGUUUUCCGUGUUCGUGGCCGGUACUAUGCGACGCAGCAGAUGUGCCCGCACAAACGGGCAUUUGUGUUGUCAGACGGCUUAGUCGGUGAGCAGGCGGCCGCAGCCAAUGAAAAUUGUGCCAGUAACGGCGACAGUGGCGGCGGAAGUAAGUACUGGGUAUCGUGCCCAUACCACAAGCGCAACUUUGACCUCAACGGGGAUAUGCCGGGACGGUGCUCAAGCGACGAUUCACUGAGCAUCGCAACUUUUGCAGCCGAAGAGCGUGAUGACGGAUGGGUGUACCUCAAUCUCCCUCCCGUGGAAGAGCUGGAUGCACUACUCGGUACUUCGAGGUGGAAAACACGGAAGGAAGAAGCUGGUGACCCGUUUCAGAGGCUGGAUCAGAAGUUGGGGAAGUCCCAAAAGGGUCGUAAAGGCCGGAAGCCAACAGAUAUACAGCCUCCAUCUCUACAGACCGUUUCAAUUGGCUGGUAG
Messenger RNA from Sporothrix brasiliensis 5110, 1089 nucleotides. RefSeq lists its product as uncharacterized. The record is from RefSeq and is a predicted model, not a curated record. The coding region runs from base 1 to 1089 and encodes 362 amino acids. Gene Ontology annotation, molecular function: heme binding; nitrite reductase [NAD(P)H] activity; 2 iron, 2 sulfur cluster binding. The transcript is spliced from 2 exons. Lineage: Eukaryota; Fungi; Ascomycota; Sordariomycetes; Ophiostomatales; Ophiostomataceae.